Molecule: messenger RNA, 3995 nt
Organism: Xiphophorus maculatus (southern platyfish)
Lineage: Eukaryota; Metazoa; Chordata; Actinopteri; Cyprinodontiformes; Poeciliidae
Gene: clcnk
Product: chloride voltage-gated channel Ka
Exons: 20
Coding region: 42-2144 (700 amino acids)
Biological process (GO): transmembrane transport; chloride transport
Cellular component (GO): membrane
Molecular function (GO): voltage-gated chloride channel activity
Source: RefSeq, a predicted model, not a curated record
CACACCCAGCUACACCACACACACUUCUGUUUACAACUUUAAUGAUAGAACUCAGCACUUCCAAGCUGAAGGGCAAUAUGAAGAGCUUUGACAAGUCACUGGAGAUAGAAACAGAGGAGGAAGAUAAUGUCCAGAAGCACGAAAAUAACUCAGAAGCAUCCCAUAACAUAACCCCACUUCUGCGGGACUCAUGGAAGCCGUACAAGGGAACCCGUGCAAAUGUUAAAGAGCAGCUGUUAAAGCUGAGAGAUUGUUUGGAAAGCGUCUGUCGGAUUCAGUGGUAUGGAUUCGCCAUUUUGGGCAUUUUGACAGCUGUCCUAAGUUUCCUCAUGGACUUCAGCGUAGCAAAGCUGCUACGAGCUCAUCUGUGGCUUUAUGCGAAGCUGGAAGGCCACGUUCUGCUGCAGUUCCUCUGCUGGACACUAUACCCAGCAUGCAUCUCUGCUUUUGCCUCAACUUUCUCCCAUAACAUCUGUCCCUUCUCCACAGGCUCCGGUAUACCAGAAGUGAGAACCAUGCUGUCCGGCAUUGAACUGCCUCAUUACUUGUCUCUCACUCAUAUGUUCACUAAGUUUCUGGGUCUUAUCUGCACACUGGCUGCAGGCAGCACUGUUUUCCUUGGCAAAGUUGGUCCAUUUGUGCAUCUUUCCACCAUGUUAGGGGCCUAUUUGGACAGGCUUUGCAGACUCAUGGAAGGCAAAAAGAAGGAGGCAGGAACAGAGAUGAUGGUUGUAGCUGCUGCGGUUGGAGUAGCAAGCUGCUUCGGAGCGCCCAUCAGUGGUGUACUGUUCAGCGUGGAGGUGAUGAGCUCUCACUUUGCCGUGAGGCAUUACUGCCCAUGUUUCUUCUCAGCUGCCUGCGGGGCUCUGACCUUCCACCUGCUGUCGAUGUGGAGCAGUGAUGGAGAGACUCUUCAGGCGUUGUUCAGAACCAAUUUCCCCACCGCUUCACCUUUCUUCCCACUGGAGACGCUGCUGUUUGCUUUGCUGGGGCUGCUGUGCGGGGCUGUGAGCUGCUGUUACCUCUUCUGCCACCGCCGGAUCCUGAAGUUCACCAAAACGAAUCGGGUCUUCUCUACGAUGCUGACAACAGAGAAAGGUCUGUACUCUGGUCUUGUUGUUUUCUUUCUGGCAUCGCUGACGUUUCCCUACUCUGCAGGUCAAUACCUGGCCUCUAAGUGCACCACAAAGCAGCUCCUCACUUCCCUCCUGGACAGCAGACAAUGGAGCUCUCAGUCCCACAAUGCAUCUGUGCGACUGGAGCUGGGAACGCUGGAUUGGGGCUCGUCAGGCGCCCCCAUUUUCCUGCCCUUGGCUUUCUUUCUGCUCAUGAAGAUGUGGAUGUUGGUCCUGGCCUGCACGCUGCCUCUGCCAGCGGGAUACUUCAUGCCUGUGUUUGUCUAUGGUGCAACUUUGGGUCGUCUGUUUGGUGAGGGAGUCGCCUACAUUACCACUGGUAGAGAUAUUUUAGGACAACGGUGGACAUCUGUAAAUCCUGGAGGCUAUGCUCUUGCAGGUGCAGCUGCCUACUCUGGUGCUGUCACCCACACGCUGUCCCCGGCUCUACUGGCCAUGGAGUUAACAGGGCAGUUCACCCACGCUGUCCCUGCCCUCCUGUCCACUCUGCUGGCCAACGCCCUGGCACGCUCUAGGAACCUCCCGUCUUUCUACGAUGGGCUUUCUAUCAGUAAGAAGCUCCCGCACCUGCCCUCGUUGAAGAAGGCGCGUCCACAGCUUCCGUCCACACCCCUGGGGCAGGUUAUGGGGGUGAACUCAGUGCAGCUUCAGAAAGCGGCUGGGCCAGCAGAGGUUCAGUCUGCUGUCAGCAACAGCAGUGAAGCACGAAUCCCUGUGGUGGACACACACGAGUCGCAGGUUUUUCUGGGCUCCGUUCUGCGGUCGGAGCUGCUGCUGUUCCUGCAUCGCUGUCAGACUCAGCGCAUUGAGGGACGACUGGACGAGGUUUGCAGCAUACAUCCAAACUCAGUCGUGUUGUCGCCUCACAACACAGUGCAGGAGGCCUACAACAUGCUGAGCGUUGCUCCAGCUCAGACCAUAUUUGUGGCUGAGAGAGGAAAGCUGGUGGGACAGAUCACAUGGUCAGAGAUGAAACUAAUUUUGGAGGGCUUGGCCAAGGAAAUCUAAGCAGCGAUCAGCACUUCCUGUCAUAAAAUGUAACCCCACAUGAAUAGCAUCUCUCUCCGAUUAGCAUGCGGCAAAGCCCACAUCCGAUAAGGCUAUCACUUCUUCAUUCCCCAAGUGUAACGAUGUUUGCACGUCAACAAAACUGUAAUUAACUGUCGACUCCGACGGUAAAUAUUCAUUAAAGCUUUUUUUUUUUUUUUGCCUUUAGUUAUAAUCAGUGGUGAUGGGUCCAGAAACGAGAGAGCGCACAACAUCGUUCAGCGAUCUGUGCUGUUUGACAUGGUAAUGAGAUAAAUACGUUUGCACACGGUGAUAAUGUUCAGCAGAUGUGAACACUAAGGCUAUUUCAGUAGCUUAUUCACCAGUUGCCACAAUGAACUCUGUGCUGUUUUCUUCUUCUUCUGAUAACCAAGUCUCACUCAGUGUUUGGUGUUGUGCUACACAUUUGUGUGAUGGAACAGCGCAUAACAGAGCAUUUUUUAAAUAAAGUAUAUUAUAUAUAUUCUUUCUCACAAUUAUGUGCUAUUUGCGUUGGUAUCUUGCAUAAAAUCCCAAUGAAAUACACUGAAGGACUUGGCUGUGACAUGACAGAGCGUUGUGAAUGACAGAGGUGUGCUCUGCUGUGGACUCUUCCUCUCUGCCUAUUUGGCUGAACGUGGCUGUGAGGGCGCAGAGACCUCAUAUUAUUUUAGAGAUGUUUCAGUCUGUGAGGUAACAUCCUACUUGCCUUCGCGAUAAGAUGAGCUUUUCCAACUCUGAACCGAUCCAGCGACAUUCGCGCAGUCUGUAGAUGAGUCUGUGGAAAAUGUUGAAAAUCCUCAAGAUGCCUGGAAAAGUUGUUGAUCAAAAGUAGAUUUCAGGAAAAUUUCUCAUCUGAAUUUUUAUAAAAAAAAUGCUAAAGAUGGUUUAAAACUUUUUCACAAUGUUUGCCCAAAAUAUUUUUCAUGCACAUAUUUCCUUUGCCUCUCAGUGUCAUGUCUGCUACCUAAAUAACCCCACAUGUUAUGAUGCAGAGGGGAAAUAGACCAUGAUUACUUCUGUACUUUGCUGAAGGGCUGUGGUGAGUCACUGGAAACCAUUUGUUCAAGUGCAUCGACCGUCUGAUCUCAAACAACAGGGGGGAAGCAGCCAUGAUGCGCAGCACAGCGUCAUUUUGUAAAGACGUCCCUCGAAAGAUUACGAUGACAGGUCGCACCAACCGCUCCUUUCAGCGUCCCCCUCUCGUUUUCUUUCUCUCUGUCUCUCUGUAACACGCAGGGUUGCUGACGUACAUACAGAAACAACAAACCAAUGACGCGUGAGCGGCUCCUUUCCUCCCUCGCUGUAUUUCCUAAACCUUGCCGUUUCUCCUCGCUGCACCUGGGGGCUUUCAGAAGGAAAAGUGUGAAUUAUAGCUAAUCAUGUUUCUGACUCAGACAGAUAAUUGGAUGGAGGACUUUUUUUCCAGUUGAGAAAUCUUAGAGGACAGAUUUUUCUUUUUUUCUGUUAUUCUCACUUAGUCAAGGUCAGCUCUUUAGUCCUUCACAGUGAGGACUGAACUCAUUGUUCUCCCUCCCCUGCUAUAUUAUCUUUUUACUUUCAUGAACAUUGAAAAUAAUCCUACGUAAAGUUCAUCUGUUUCUCGUGCAUCUCUUCUCUGCCUUUUGUAAGCCGCAGCAGCUCUGAUUCUGCUAGCGGUUUCUUCCUGUUAAAGGGGAAUUUUCCUCUCCAUUGUUGAUACAUGAAUGCUCAGCGUGAGGGAUUGCUGAAAAGUCAAUGACUCGAUGCAAUUUGUUGGAUUUUCUGAGAUACUGUAAUUUUUGAUAACUGGGAUCGGAAUCUGUGUGUGAUUAAAGUGAUUUUUAAAAUGUU